GUGUUGUUUACCUCUUGCUUCCCUCUCCAUUCUUCUUCCAUUCUACAACAACCAUCCAUCUGCAGCGCCUCUUCAACGUUCAUCACAACGCUUGCAAGAUCUUCAAGUUUUGGUUUCCCGUUUGCAUACAUCACCUAGAAAGUUCUUCAAUCGUUUCCGUCAACACAAUGUCUUCGUCGACUGCUCUUCUUCCCAAGGACCGCAAGAAGGAUGAUCAUCCCAUCUUCCUUCGCGUCUGCCAUUCGCCAUGGAGUGGCAUCGGUCAGAAGGCGCUUGUUGGUCUGAGAGGUCUCGCCGCUGCAUACAUGCUCGCCAGCUUCGCUUUGAUCAUCAACUACGAGCUCCAACACCUCAAGCAUGACUGGUUGACAAUCUUCGAAUUCUCCAAUGUCCAAUACUUGCUUCAAGUCAUGUACCAUGUCAUCGCAUUCACUUGGACCUUCAUGCACCUUCACUAUCCUCAUCACGGCAGCCAGGAACAAACAUUUGCAACCCAAGUUCAAAAAUUCUUGUCGCCACCCCGACAACACGCCACUACUAAGAAUCGCACAUGGUUCAGCAUCUUCUACUCUGCUGCCAAUGCUUUCCCAUUCACAUCUACACUCAUCCAUUGGGCUGUCAUGAUCCCCUCGAAGAAGACAUCAAUUCCAGCUGAUCAGAUUUUCAAUCACGGCUGGCACACCACUUUCUUUGUCCUCAAUAAGUGGGGUGUCAGCUCUUUGCUAUCAUUCAUCGAAGUUCUGUUCUUCUCCAGCAUCAGAUGCCCUGAGCCUGUCGGUGCCCACGUUGCUGGUCUAGGCGCCCUCUCCUUCAUCUAUGUUGGGUGGCAAUACGUUGGCUAUAUCGUCUCGGACAAAUUUGCCUACUUCUUCUUCGAUCACAAGCAGGUCGGCUGGGAGUAUGUCAUCGCUUCGUGGUUCUUCUUCGCCAUCGUCAACAAUAUUUCUUACUUUUUCGUCUACGGUGUCACUGCUGUUCGUCAACAACUGACUAAGAAGGGCGAUGGCAAGAAGAGUGGCUAUCAGCAGCUUCCUCAAUAGCUCUCACGAUACAACAGGCCAUCUUGGCCACUGGGUUACUAAUGCAGAUGACGUUGGUUUGUUGAGUGUGUUUCUUUCGGAGACGUGUUUAUAGACUGGUCCGUAUUCUUUGUUAGUCGGAAUGAUUCUUUGUGGCAGUAGCGGUCAGUCGGAUGUGGCCGUAUUUCGGACUCGAGGCUUCACUUCUGUAUUUUUACUUCACCUGAGGAUCAUUCCUCAAGCUCUUACUCCU
Molecule: messenger RNA, 1272 nt
Organism: Mollisia scopiformis
Lineage: Eukaryota; Fungi; Ascomycota; Leotiomycetes; Helotiales; Mollisiaceae
Exons: 6
Coding region: 168-1040 (290 amino acids)
Source: RefSeq, a predicted model, not a curated record